AUGUCUUCCCCUACAGACGCAUCUCUAGACAAAACAGUCCUAGCCGUCUCCUUCGCCUCCGCCGUCCUCUACCUCUUCCAAAUCCGCUCCAGCCCCUCCUACUCACGCAUGCUCGUCAAGACCGCUUCCACCGCCUUGCUGUCCUAUCUCUCCCACCUUCUCGACGGCCCCCAAUUCCUCACCGGCGCUCUAGCCCUCGGCUCCCUUGGCGAUGCCUUCCUCGCUUGGGACGGUGACCUAGCCUUUCUCUGUGGCCUGUCGAGUUUCUUGGUUGCUCACAUCGGUUACAUCUUGUUGUUCCUGCAGGAGCAACCAGCUGCUGGGUUUCAGACUCUGCUAGAAGAAGGAUGGCGCACCGCGACGGCCGGUGGAUUAGUGGUACUGGUACCCUUCAUGAUCGCCAUGUUGAUGCCCAAGGUCGGUAAGGCGUUGAGACUGCCGGUGAUGGUCUACUCGCUUACCAUUUGCGUCAUGGCCUUGACGGCGUUGACGCUGGAGAACAAGAGGGUGAUUGUGGGGGCUACCAUGUUCACGGCGUCCGAUUCGAUCCUGGCGGCUGACAAGUUCUUGGUGCCUGGGACGGCGGCGGAGAGCUAUAGGGGGUUGAUGCAGAGGGCUGUUUGGGUGUUGUACUAUGGGGGCCAGGCCUUGAUUGCCCUGGGAUUUGUUGAGCCGGCGUUGUAG
This is a messenger RNA of Sordaria macrospora k-hell, 684 nucleotides long. RefSeq lists its product as uncharacterized. Gene Ontology annotation, cellular component: membrane. Lineage: Eukaryota; Fungi; Ascomycota; Sordariomycetes; Sordariales; Sordariaceae. The record is from RefSeq and is a predicted model, not a curated record. Gene Ontology annotation, molecular function: hydrolase activity.